AUGUCCGAAUCACGAUUAUACUCUUUCUCUCCGGAGACCAAGGAGCAGCUGCGCAAAUUCCGUCUCGGCACAUCGAGAGCCAAGAAUGCUCAAGCUAUCAUCUAUAUCAUUGAUGUAAAGAGCCAAGAGAUCCGUCCCCAGGACGGCGAGGUCUACUCCAAGAUGGAAGAUCUAGCUGACGAUCUCCCCGAAUCAUCACCUCGAUACAUCCUCCUCAGCCAUCCCCUGACACUUAAAGACGGCCGUCUCUCAGUCCCUUACGUCCUCCUCUACUGGCUGCCCGAGAACUGCAAUCCAUCACAGCGUAUGAUGUACGCCGGUGCGGUGGAACUGAUGCGAACAGCCGCCCAGGUGAACCGAGUGGUUGAGGUUGAGACAGACGAAGAUAUCACCUCUAUCGCGGAUAAGUUGACAAGCUCCGAUUAA
Penicillium angulare is the source of this 426-nucleotide messenger RNA. RefSeq names its product GMF family protein. Gene Ontology annotation, biological process: actin filament debranching; negative regulation of Arp2/3 complex-mediated actin nucleation. Gene Ontology annotation, molecular function: actin binding; Arp2/3 complex binding. The transcript is spliced from 4 exons. Lineage: Eukaryota; Fungi; Ascomycota; Eurotiomycetes; Eurotiales; Aspergillaceae. Bases 1 to 426 code for a protein of 141 amino acids. The record is from RefSeq and is a predicted model, not a curated record. Gene Ontology annotation, cellular component: actin cortical patch.